Molecule: messenger RNA, 1000 nt
Organism: Glycine soja
Lineage: Eukaryota; Viridiplantae; Streptophyta; Magnoliopsida; Fabales; Fabaceae
Product: peptidyl-prolyl cis-trans isomerase FKBP16-3, chloroplastic-like
Exons: 7
Coding region: 103-801 (232 amino acids)
Molecular function (GO): peptidyl-prolyl cis-trans isomerase activity
Source: RefSeq, a predicted model, not a curated record
CUCUAUUCAUUUCUAUCUGCCACGUGGUAGGUACAAACACUUGCUCCAGCUCCAAACCAUGUUUGAGAAGAUUCAGUUUAUCCAUUUUGCGGACAUCAUCACAUGACAUCCUUGGUUAUGCCUACCAUGGCCUCCUCUCUGCUUCUCCAACUUGGUUCUACUUGUGGUAAAAGUCCCUCUUUUGCUCCUCCUCAAAGCAUUUUGGUUGACAAACUUCGAAGAUUAGUGAUUAAAGUCAAGUCCUCAGAGACAAGGGAAUGCACCACAGCUAUGUUUAAUGCCAAUUCACGUAGAGACUUUCUUGGGUUAGCUUUAGGAGUCUCGGGUCUCUUCAUCGGUUCGCUGGAUGCAAAUGGAGCUGGUUUGCCCCCAGAGGAAAAGCCUAAACUGUGUGAUGACACUUGUGAGAAAGAGCUUGAAAAUGUGCCUACGGUAACUACUGGAUCAGGUUUGCAAUACAAGGAUAUUAAAGUUGGACAAGGUCCUAGUCCACCAAUUGGAUUUCAGGUGGCUGCUAAUUAUGUUGCAAUGGUUCCCUCCGGACAAAUAUUUGAUAGUUCACUGGAGAAAGGUCAGCCUUAUAUUUUUCGUGUUGGUUCUGGUCAGGUGAUACAAGGACUUGAUGAAGGUAUUCUGAGCAUGAAAGUAGGAGGGAAACGUCGACUGUACAUACCCGGAUCACUGGCAUUCCCAAAAGGCCUUACUUCUGCUCCUGGAAGACCAAGGGUGGCUCCAAGCAGUCCAGUCAUAUUUGAUGUUAGUUUGGAAUACAUACCGGGGCUUGAAGUGGAUGAGGAAUAAAAUGAGUUUGUCCAUUCUAGCUUUAAUUGUAGUACCUAAUCAAUCUUGUAUCUUAAUUUUGUUUGUCACUGGCACCAUCACCAUUCUAUACGAUCGUUAAUUCUUUUUGAGAAAUUCGCAAAAAUCUCCUAGCUAUGUUGAGUAACAUUGUUCUGACUUCUGAGUUCAAAUAUCACGAAAAAAUUUCCUUAUGUUUCUA